Jatropha curcas is the source of this 2696-nucleotide messenger RNA. RefSeq names its product RAP domain-containing protein (gene RAP). Gene Ontology annotation, biological process: mitochondrial RNA processing; regulation of mitochondrial mRNA stability; chloroplast rRNA processing. Gene Ontology annotation, cellular component: chloroplast; ribonucleoprotein granule; mitochondrial matrix. The record is from RefSeq and is a predicted model, not a curated record. Lineage: Eukaryota; Viridiplantae; Streptophyta; Magnoliopsida; Malpighiales; Euphorbiaceae. Gene Ontology annotation, molecular function: RNA binding.
AACGACACCGGUUAAAUCAUCUGCGCUGAAUACGUCCUCUCUGUUCUUAUCCAAUUACACACAGCUUCUCCUCCUCCAGUCCUCCUCCUUCACCAGUCACCGCCACUGUGCUAAGCUACGUCUACACUGCAAAUAUUGAACAAUUGAAAGGUGCAUCUCUUCUUUUCUAAUGGAUUCCAUUAAUGGGUUAGUUCUGUUAUCCAACAAUCUUUCCUCUUCGCGGCAAUAGAGCCAAAGUUAAAUUAAAAACCUUUUUGCUUUUCAGAGUUUGUUUUGGCUUUGUAAUUAUUUUCCUUAAAACAUAGAACAAAUAUAAGAAAGAAAAGUAUGGAAGGGUUAUUAAACCCUUUUCCUUGUAGAAGUUGCUUAAAGGCCUCCAUUUUUAAUCCUAAUACACUUCAUAAUCUUCAAUUAAUGAAAUUAAGAACUGGGUUUCUUCAUAGAAAUCUCAAACUUGGUUUUAGACCCAUAAAGUGUGUGAGUUUGAGUAAAGAUGAUUCUGUUGGUGCUAGAAAUGUUGUGGGUGGUGAUUCUGAUAAGGAAGUAGAGGAUUGGGAAUUGGAAUUUCUUGGGGAGCUUGACCCUUUGGGUUUUCAAGCACCGAAGAAGAAAAAACCAAAAAAGUCAAAAUUGCUUGUAGAUACUGAUGGGAUGGAUUGGUGUUUGAGAGCAAGGAAGGUUGCUCUGAAGUCAAUUGAGGCACGAGGGUUGAGUCAGAGGAUGGAAGAUUUGGUUAAUGUGAAGAAGAAAAAGAAAAAGAAUAAGAAUAAGAAAAAAAUGGUUAGCAAAGGUAAGAUUAGCAAGGAAAAUAAGGAUUUAGAAGAUGAUUCUGAUUUUGAUCUGGCGGAGGAUGUUGAAUUUGAAAAUAUAAUGGACUUGCCUGGUGAUAAUACUAAUGAUCUUAGAAGUAAAGUGAGUUCAAUGGCAGGUGGUAUGUUUCAAGAAAAGAAGGAAAAGACCAUGGAAGAGUUUCUUGAGAGGUUGUCACAAUUUUCGGGGCCUUCUGAUAGAAAAAAAGAGGUUAAUUUGAAUAGAGAAAUUGUUGAAGCACAAACUGCAGAGGAAGUUUUGGAGGUUACUGCUGAGAUGAUUAUGGCCGUUGGAAAAGGGUUGAGCCCUUCUCCUCUGUCUCCUUUGAAUAUUGCCACUGCGCUUCAUCGAAUUGCUAAGAACAUGGAGAAGGUUUCUAUGAUGAGAACUCGCAGGCUGGCAUUUGCACGUCAGAAAGAGAUGUCGAUGUUAGUGGGUAUUGCAAUGACAGCGUUGCCAGAAUGCUCAGGUCAAGGUAUCUCGAAUAUAUCAUGGGCAUUGUCUAAGAUAGGAGGUGAGCUGCUUUACUUGUCAGAAAUGGAUAGAGUUGCAGAGGUGGCAUUGACCAAGGUUAAUGAGUUCAAUUCUCAGAAUGUUGCUAAUGUUGCCGGUGCUUUUGCUUCAAUGCAGCACUCUGCUCCUGAGCUUUUUUCAGCAUUAUCAAAAAGAGCAUCGGAUAUAGUUCACACUUUCCAAGAGCAGGAGCUUGCUCAGGUUUUGUGGGCAUUUGCUUCUCUAUAUGAGCAAGCUGACUCCUUGCUGAAUUCUUUGGAUAAUGCUUUCCAGCAUUCAAACCAGUUUGAAUGCAGCUUAAAGGUCAAAACGUCAACCUCUGAUGUGGAUGGCAGUGUGGAAGGCAUUCGAGAUCUAAAUAAGGUUUCAGGCCCUCCACUUCUCAGAUUUAAUAGGGAUCAGCUUGGGAAUAUAGCUUGGUCAUAUGCUGUUUUUGGAGAAUUGAACAGGCCUUUCUUUUCUAAUGUUUGGAAAACUCUGAAUCAUUUUGAAGAGCAAAGGAUUUCAGAGCAGUACAGAGAGGAUAUAAUGUUUGCUUCUCAGGUUCAUCUUGUAGAUCAAUGCUUGAAACUUGAGUACCCACAUCUCCAGUUGGCUCUUGGGGCUGAUCUAAGGGAGAAAAUUGCACGUGCUGGUAAAACUAAAAGGUUUAAUCAGAAAGUAACCUCAUCAUUUCAGAAGGAAGUUGCACGCCUUCUUGUGAGCACUGGCCUUGAUUGGGUGAGAGAAUACGUUGUGGACGGCUAUACUCUGGAUGCCGUUGUUGUUGAUAAAAAGAUUGCUUUGGAGAUUGAUGGACCAUCUCAUUUCUCUAGGAAUACCGGAGUACCCUUAGGGCAUGCCAUGCUAAAGAGGAGGUAUGUUUCUGCUGCUGGUUGGAAGUUGGUGUCACUAUCUCAUCAAGAGUGGGAGGAGCUUCAAGGUGGUUUUGAGCAGCUCGACUACCUACGAGCAAUUCUCGAAGUUCAUCUAGGAGAUAGCAAUAGCAGCAGUUGAUAGUCACUUAGAGAGAAAGUAGAGUGAGAAGGGGAUAGAAACAUUGCAUUAAGGAAUGAGUAGAUGAAGAAGUCUGAGAGGGACACAUCCUACUUCAGAAAUGCUUCAAUGGGCACGAGAAUUUAUCUGCUGAAAUAUCAACUGUUAUAUGGUUUAUUAGCAUUAGUACCCUGAACAUUGGGUCUUGUUGUGCACUCUGUUUUUGGUAUUGUUGCAAUCGCACUUUAAAAUACAGCUUAGAGAUUAGUUGCACCCUAAAAUCCAAUGAGGGGCCAACUGUAGGUUAACCCAAGCUGAGGUAAUGCUGAUCGUGCCUUCUCUCUGCACAUUGAUUUGAGUUCCCACAAAUUAUAAUUAAGCGCGUGCAUAUUACAAUA